Adineta ricciae is the source of this 1161-nucleotide messenger RNA. NCBI's taxonomy places the organism in Eukaryota, Metazoa, Rotifera, Eurotatoria, Adinetida, Adinetidae. The record is from the annotation of a GenBank genome assembly.
AUGCGGCUAUCAGCAUUGUUGAAACCUGUCGGUUCGAUCUUCAAGCAUACAUGCCGUCGAUAUCUUAAUGCAGCUGUUCAACCAGGAUUAGCCUUGAAUACUGAUCCUGUUCUUCCAAUCAUUGAUUUCUCUUCGUUUGCAAAUCAAAAUGAAACAAAUGAUUUCUAUCCUCGUGAUGUUAUCGAGAAAUUAGCGAAUGCUUGUGAACACGUUGGAUUCUUCUAUGCCAUUGGUCAUGGAGUGCCGAAUGAACUGCUUCUUCGAACAUUGUCCAUCACACGUCAAUUAUUUGAUCUUGAUGAUACUAUCAAGAAUCAAUAUGCUAGUCGUUUAUUUACUGAUCCAUCGAAAAUAGGUCAUACACGAGGUGGAUUCGGCCGCGGUUACCAAAGUCUUGGUGAAAAUGUCACCAACACAAAACGAGAUCGACAUGAAGGUUUUGAUAUCUAUCGUGAAUUAGAACGUGAUCAUCCGCUUCGUCUACAAUACGAUAACACAAAUGUGAUUAAUCAAACUUUACCUGAUUAUAGGGAAUUAGCUAUUGGCUGGAAUCCAUGGCCGAAAGAAUUACCGUUAUUCAAAGAAACAAUAGCAGAAUAUACGACAGCUAUGUUACAAGCAGGUGAACGUGUCAUGCGUGGUAUUGCCCUUUCGUUAGGCUUACCAGUAGAUUUUUUUCAGUCAACAUUUAACGAUUCUUUUUGGGUUAUCCGUUGCAUACGUUAUCCUUCUGUUGAUGCAAGCGAGAGUAAAUCGCCGGAAUAUGGUCACGGUUGUGGUGAGCAUUCGGAUUAUGGUUGGUUAACAUUUGUCAAUCAAGAUCUUGACUCGCGAAACUGUCUUCAUGUUCGAACCAAUGAUACAUCAAACGCAACAUAUGUCUCAGCUGAUCCUAUUGUUGUCGAAGAACAGAUUGCAUUAACAUGCAAUAUUGGCGACAUAAUUUCAUUCAUAACCAAAAACAAAUACCGUUCUACGCGUCAUUGUGUCGUCAGUCCCGCUAAACCUGCUCGAUCGCGUGUGUCUACGCCCUUCUUUUUCGAGCCAAACCUUGAUGUUAAAUUACAGAUCAAUGAGAAUGCUUCUCAAUGUUACUAUGGCGAAUAUUUAAUCAACAAAGUUCGAACGAACUUCAAUUAUUACAACGAUGAAGCCAAAUAA